UAUGUUUUUUUUAUAAUUAUUUACAGAUUCCGAAGUGUGCGUUGAGCGUUGAUCUUGCACCCCGCAUCACGGUCGCGUGACGUCGCCGUGACGUGUCGUGACGUAUGGCAGAUAGGGCGAGCUACGCAUACGACCCGGUCGGGACCGGAGCAGUCAGUCACCAGCACAGGAUGGAGGCGGGACAGUUGUGGCGGCAGUAUGUCAUCGCCGGCAUCGCGAACAUUGCGAUCGCGUCCACUGGAUAUUCCAUGGGAUGGACGUCUCCAAUCAACAUAAAACUGCAAGACAAGAAUGCGACGGAUUCACCGCUAGAUGAAGGGCUCGCGCCGGAAGAGUUAGCGUGGGUCGGCUCAUUGUUACCCGUUGGUGCUAUAUUCGGUCCCUUCAUCGGUGGUCUAGCGGCAUCCAAGAUAGGUCGUAAAUGGGGUCUUAUGAGUUCCGCCAUCCCACUCUUCGUGGGCUGGAUUCUAGUCGCCGUGGCCAAGAAUGUGGGCUACCUGUACGCCGGCAGGAUAUUCUGGGGUAUCGCCGUGGGCAUGCUCUUCACUAUAUCGCCAAUGUACUGUGCUGAGAUCGCAACUAACGAAGUCCGCGGUGCACUUGGAUCGUUUCUACAAGCUUUCAUCACUCUCGGCUUCUUACUGGUGUACGGAAUAGGUCCCUUCGUCUCGUACAACGUAGUGGCGUACGUCGGCGUCGCGUUUGUAGCCGUGUUCAGUGUCACAUUCUACUUUAUGCCGGAAUCACCAAUGUACCAUCUUAUUAAAAGUGAUCGGGAAUCCGCUGCGGAAUGCUUGAUGACGAUACGCGGUAAAUCCCGCACUGGUGUUGAGACAGAACUAAACCAGAUUGCGGCGGACGUUAACGCUUCUUUGGAGAAAACAGCUACUUUGGCAGACGUGUUCCGCGGCAGUAACUUCAAGGCUUUCUACAUUUCGUGCGCGCUGGUCUUCUUCCAGCAGUUCAGUGGUAUUAACGCUGUUCUCUUCUACAUGAACACCAUCUUCAAGGCAGCGGGAUCAGAUUUAGAUCCUUCUAUUGCUACCAUCAUUAUUGGUGCUGUACAGGUUGUAGCGUCAAUGAUAACGCCUAUGGUUGUAGACAGACUUGGCAGAAGGAUUUUAUUGCUGGUCUCUACUUGCGGAACUGCAAUUGGAUUGGCUCUUCUAGGCAUGUACUUCUUGCUGAACUCACAAAACAGUCCAGUGGUGUCCAGCAUUGGGUUCCUCCCCAUCCUCUCUCUGGUGCUGUUCAUCGUGACGUACUGCUGGGGGCUGGGGCCGCUGCCGUGGGCGGUGAUGGGGGAACUCCUGCCUAUUGAGGUUAAAGCAGUCGCCUCACCGAUUGCUACUGCUUUCUGUUGGAUCAUGUCUUUCUUGGUUACUAGGUUCUUCGAGCCAAUCGCAGAAGCAGUAGGUAUGUAUGUCGCCUUCUGGAUCUUCGGUGUUUGCUGCGUGUGCGGCUUCUUCUUCACAUUGUUCGUGGUGCCCGAGACCAAGGGCAAAAGUCUCCAGGAGAUCCAAGAUAUAUUGGCUGGAGGGAAAUCAAAGCCUGAGAAGGCUUAAGCUUGAAUAAUCCGUGGAGUUUGGAAUAAUAAAGCGAAUUAUAGAUAAUUUAUUAGCGAAAUAUUAACACAUUUUUUCUAUAGUGGGUUUUGUGUGUGAUCAAAUAUAUUUAGAAUGCUUUAUUUUUAUAUAAGACUUACAAACAUAAUUAAGAGUUACCAAAAAAAAUUUUUAUAUAUUAACAGUAUUAAUUAUUUUGACAGUGCUAUAUUUAUUUAAGUCAAUAAAACGCAAACCGAUGUUUAACAUAGGUCUUUUUUUAGUCAAAUAUAUUUUGUAGUCAAUGUAGAAACUAAAACACGAUGUAA
Messenger RNA from Papilio polytes (common Mormon), 1873 nucleotides. Its product is annotated as facilitated trehalose transporter Tret1-like. Gene Ontology annotation, molecular function: sugar transmembrane transporter activity. Gene Ontology annotation, biological process: transmembrane transport; carbohydrate transport. The record is from RefSeq and is a predicted model, not a curated record. NCBI's taxonomy places the organism in Eukaryota, Metazoa, Arthropoda, Insecta, Lepidoptera, Papilionidae. Gene Ontology annotation, cellular component: membrane. The transcript has 10 exons. The coding region runs from base 105 to 1565 and encodes 486 amino acids.